Molecule: messenger RNA, 2488 nt
Organism: Spea bombifrons (plains spadefoot toad)
Lineage: Eukaryota; Metazoa; Chordata; Amphibia; Anura; Pelobatidae
Gene: NOC2L
Product: NOC2 like nucleolar associated transcriptional repressor
Exons: 19
Coding region: 78-2396 (772 amino acids)
Biological process (GO): negative regulation of transcription by RNA polymerase II; ribosomal large subunit biogenesis
Cellular component (GO): nucleolus; Noc1p-Noc2p complex; nucleoplasm
Molecular function (GO): transcription corepressor activity; histone binding
Source: RefSeq, a predicted model, not a curated record
AGAAUCGUUGAACUGAUGGGCCGCCGCGGUGGAUUGUGGGAGAGGAAGGGCUGAGCACGUUGGAAUUAAAGUACAGCAUGGCGGCCUCCGGUAAAAGGAAACUUUCUGAACUAAAUGUAGACGAGUUUUUGACGUCCGCCUUUGACUCCGAAGGAGAUGGGGAAUCCGCAGAGGAAAUGGAUAAUGACGACUUGGAGCAAGAAAGGAAAACUUCCAAAGUGAAGAAGAAAAAAGCUCUGCAGACUAAAAAUGGAGAAAAGAAAAUCAUGAAAAAGAAAGGAAAAGCCACCGAGCACAAGGACCAGCUCUCCCGGCUUAAGGAAAAAGACCCCGAGUUUUACAAGUACCUGGAAGAAAAUGAUAACACGCUUCUCAACUUUGAUGACUCUGACAGCUCUGACGAGGAGAGAGGAGCCCACCAGCUACCUGACCACCUGGAGGAAAAGGAUGAGGACGAGGAUGACAACGAGAAAGAAGAAGAUGAUGAGACAUCCAAGAAAAAGAAUAAGAAACUUGCUCAGGUUAUCGUCACCAUAAAGAUGGUCGAAAAGUGGAAAUCCGAAGCCAAAGUUGAUUUAAGGCCGAGGCUCUUUCAUGAAAUCGCCCAGGCCUUCAAAGCUGCUGUGGCUACAACUAAAGGUGAAGAAGGAGAAGACCCCAGCAAAUUCAAGGUUGCCGACAGCACAGUGUUCAAUGCGUUGGUGUCGUUUUGCAUACGAGAUCUCUUUGUGCAUCUGGAUAAGAAGCUGCAGAUGAAGCCGACUACGGGAAACAAGAUGCCAAAUCCCUCUAGUAGUGGCCUUUGGAAGAAGCUUCGCCUGGACAUUAAAAUGUACCUGAACUCAAUUAUCCAGCUCCUGAGCUGUCUGACUGAAGCCACCGUUGGAACGGCUGUACUCCAGCAUGUGAACAGCACUGUACAUUACUACUUGUGCUUCCCCAAACAUACCCGAUUGCUGCUGAAGCAAGCCAUCAACCUCUGGAGUACCGGGGAGGAAACAGUCAGAGUUCUGGCCUUCUUGGUGUUGAAUAAAAUCUGCAGACACAGAAAAGAUUCAUACCUCAACCCAGUGUUAAAGAAAAUGUACAUCUCGUACGUCAAGAACUCCAAAUUCACAUCACCCAACGUUCUUCCAAUGAUCAACUUUAUGCAGCGAACGUUGACCGAAAUGUACGCUAUUGAUGUCCAGGAGUCCUACCAGCAUAUUUUUAUAUAUGUCCGACAGCUGGCCAUCCACCUACGCAGCGCGAUGACCCUUAAGAAAAAGGGGGCUUAUCAGUCCGUCUAUAACUGGCAGUACAUCCACUGCUUGUACCUCUGGUGUCGGGUCCUCAGCACUCUCCAUCCGAAUGAAGUCCUGCAUCCUCUGAUUUACCCUCUUACACAAGUCAUCACGGGAUGCAUCAGACUGAUCCCCACCAUGCGUUACUUCCCGCUGCGGAUACAUUGUGUGCAGGCGCUGACGCUGCUUUCUGAAAGCACAGACGUUUUCAUUCCGAUAUUACCCUUCAUCUUGGAGAUUUUACAGAUGGUGGAUUUUAAUAAAAAGCCGGGUCGGAUCAGCGUGAAGCCGAUAAACUUUGCCGUCAUCCUGAAACUGUCCAAUACCAACCUGCAGGAAAAAGUGUUCCGGGACGGUCUCAUUGAGCAGAUCUACGAUCGCAUAUUGGAAUAUCUGCACAGCCAGGCUCACUGCAUUGGGUUCCCAGAAUUGGUCCUCCCCUGCAUUAUUCAGCUGAAAUCUUUCCUGAAGAAAUGCAAAGUUUCCAAUUACUGCAAGCCAAUGCGCCAGCUGCUGGAGAAGAUCCAAGAGAAUUCCGCCUACAUGAGUAGCAAGAGGCAGAAAUGUGCCUUUGGGGUGGCCGACAAAGCGGCCGUGUUAAACUGGGAGAAACAGAUUAAGGAAGAGGGGACCCCUCUAUCCAAAUACUACACCAACUGGAAGAAGUUGAGGGAGAAGGAGAUUCAGCUGGAGAUCAGUGGCAAGGAGAGGAUGGAAGAUCUGAACUUCCCAGAGAUAAAGAGGAGGAAAUUUGAGAAGAAGGAGGAAGAUAAGCGAGAAUUUAAAGAUCUCUUCGAUUCCGAUAGCGAGUCCGAAACCGGGGGACUGGCUCUUAAAGGAAAAUCAAAGAGCGGUGGGGGGUCUUCAGAUGAGAGUUCGGAGCUGAGCAGCGAGGGAGAGGAAGGAGAGUAUGAGGUGGAGGACGAGGAGGACAGUGACUUUGAGGGGGAAUCGGAGGAUGAAGAGGAGGAGGAGGAGGGAGAGAGCGCCGGCAGCGGAAGCCGUAAGAAGAAGAAGAAGGGGGUGCAGCGCGUCUCGCAAGACGACCUGAAGGAUCUGGCCAAGGGGGAUGAAGAUAUUGUACAGGAUCUCGAAUUCUCAGACGAUGACUAAACUAGUAGAGAUUUACCUGCAAUCUACAGUGGUAUCGAGUCUAAUGAGCACGGUGCCCCCUGAUUAAAAACUAAGUACAUGAAGUGGUGGAA